AUGAUGAAGCUCAUGACCUCCAUCGCAGCUCUUCUGCCUUUCGUCUCUAUUGCCACGGCUCAAGCGGCCGCUUACGGACAAUGUGGCGGGACUGGCUGGACAGGAGCUACGACUUGCGUGGCCGGGUACACCUGCACUUAUAGCAGCGCGUAUUACUCCCAAUGUCUUCCUAGCACCGGAUCCACUUCUGGCGGUUCUGGCACCUCGACCGCGUCCGGAGCCCUCCCCACGGGCACUUCGACUGGCGUGCUGAAUACCCUCGCGCAGUCCAUCGGAAAGAAGUACUUUGGGUCUGCGACCGACAACCCCGAGUUCACUGACACUGCCUAUAUGGCUAUCCUUGAGUCGUCGGAAUUUGGCCAGAUUACUCCAGGUAACAGCAUGAAAUGGGAUGCGACGGAGCCCGAGCAGAACACGUUCACGUUUACGCAGGGCGAUGCUGUCGUGUCAAUCGCCAAGGAGAGUAACAAAAUCGUCAGAGGCCACAAUCUUGUCUGGCAAAGCCAGCUCCCGAGCUGGGUGAGCAGCGGCGGGUUUACCGCCGCGGAGCUCACGUCAGUGAUUCAGAACCACAUCAGCAAUGUUGUAGGGGAGAAAUCUGUCAACGCAUGGGACGUCGUCAACGAACCCUUCAACAGUGACGGCAGUUACGUCUCAGAUGUUUUCUACAACACUCUUGGCUCGGACUUCAUCCCGAUUGCGCUGACCGCUGCCCGCGCGGCUGACCCGAACGCCCUGCUCUGCAUCAACGACUACGGCAUCGAGGGUUCAGGUACCAAAUCAACAGCGAUGCAGAACCUCGUGAAGACUCUUAAAGCUGAUGGCGUGCCGAUCGACUGCAUCGGAUUCGAGAGUCACUUCAUCCUUGGUGAGGUGCCUACGGACCUGCAGUCUAACAUCGAGGCUUUCACUGCGCUCGGCGUCGUCGUCAUGAUCACCGAGCUCGACAUCCGCAUGACACUGCCCGAGACGGCCGCGCAGCUCGAGCAGCAGAAGACGGACUAUCAGACGGUUGUUUCGGCGUGUGCUGCUGUGGAUGACUGUGUGGGUAUUACGGUGUGGGACUUCACCGACAAGUACUCUUGGGUUCCUUCGACUUUUUCUGGCCAGGGCGCAGCGUGCCCGUAUGAUGACAAUCUGAUCAAGAAGCCUGCUUUCGAUGGUAUCGUUGCGGGUUUAUCUUGA
This is a messenger RNA of Coniophora puteana RWD-64-598 SS2, 1185 nucleotides long. RefSeq lists its product as uncharacterized. Bases 1 to 1185 code for a protein of 394 amino acids. Gene Ontology annotation, biological process: carbohydrate metabolic process. The record is from RefSeq and is a predicted model, not a curated record. Gene Ontology annotation, cellular component: extracellular region. Lineage: Eukaryota; Fungi; Basidiomycota; Agaricomycetes; Boletales; Coniophoraceae. Gene Ontology annotation, molecular function: cellulose binding; hydrolase activity, hydrolyzing O-glycosyl compounds. The transcript has 12 exons.